AUGACGAUUUCUUUUAUUUCAGACUUGGUUACUGGUCGAGAUGAUUUUACAAUAAGAGUAAGACUUUGUAGAAUGUGGGAUGCCAUUAAUCCCAAGAAAAAUGGUGAGCUGAUCAGUAAGGAUAUGAUAUUUAUUGAUGAAAAGGGUAAUUUGAUGCAUGGUAUAAUUAGGAAAACUCAGGUUAACAGGUUCAAAGACAUGUUGAGUGAAGGUUCUGUAUUUAUCAUCAAGAACUUCAAAGUUGUUGAAAGCAUUGGAGGAUAUAGACCUGUUCAAAACUCUUUGAAAAUCAUUUUCUUUGCCUCAACUGCAAUCAAGAAUUUGUCUGAAGAUAUUGUAGAAAUUCCAAUAAACGGUUUUGAAUUUAUUAAUCCAGAUGUGAUUGACUCAAGGGUGAACAAUAGCACUGUCUUAUCAGGUCUAUAUUUAUACUAA
This is a messenger RNA of Solanum verrucosum, 435 nucleotides long. RefSeq lists its product as uncharacterized. The record is from RefSeq and is a predicted model, not a curated record. Lineage: Eukaryota; Viridiplantae; Streptophyta; Magnoliopsida; Solanales; Solanaceae. The transcript has 2 exons. Bases 1 to 435 code for a protein of 144 amino acids.